AUGUCUGAAGAUUACACACAGUAUUACUACCACCAACCAUUUCACGGUGGCAACACCACCGCCACCACCUUUCACGAUGAUGAUGAUUCCACCAACUACUUCUCGUCGUCGGCUGAUCAUCAUAAUCGUCUUCAGCCUCCGCCGCCGCAGAUGUUUGAUCCUUCUUCGUCGUACCAAAUGAGCUUUCCCGGGUUUUUUAACGGAUCCAAUUCUUCCGCCGAUCAGAACUCAUUUUCCGGUGCCUUCGCCGCGUCUUCCGAUGCGGCGGCGGGAGGUGGUGGUGAUCAAACCCCAGCAACUCCCAACUCUCCUAUUUCCUCAUCGUCAACAGAGGCGGCCGCCGCCACCGCCGCAGGUGAAGAAGAUUCAAACAAGGGUAAGAAAGAAGAUGCAGAAGACGCCACCUCCAAGAAAGAUGGUAAAGAAGAGAAGAAGAAGAAGAAGCAAAGAGAGGAGAGAUUUGCGUUCAUGACAAAGAGUGAGGUUGAUCAUCUCGAAGACGGUUACAGAUGGAGAAAGUACGGACAGAAGGCUGUCAAGAACAGCUCUUUUCCCAGAAGCUACUACAGGUGCACAACCCAGAAAUGCGGGGUGAAGAAACACGUGGAGCGAUCCUUCCAAGACCCUUCGAUCGUCAUCACCACCUACGAAGGCCAACACAACCACCAUCUGCCGGUAACUCUCCGUGGAAACAUGUCCGCCGGAAUAUUCUCACCUCCGGCAGAAGCAAUCAGUAAUUAUAAUAAUACCUUCAUCCCUAAUAAUCAUCAUCAGAUCUACGGCUAUGGUUCGAGCAGUGACGUCAAUAAUCAACAACAACAACAACAAACAUUUGUAAGCACACAAAUUCAGCAAUUCCACCAGUUUGACGACUACGGGGCACUCUUACAGGAUAUAAUUCCUAAACAUGAGCCCUGAAACCCUAGCGUUUCUUUUUAUUUUUAUUUUUAGUAUUUCAUUUUUUUUUAUAUAUAUAACCCUAUAUUUUAUAUAUAUAUACAAUAAUUUUUGAGUUGUUAUUAUCUAAUUUCCAGCG
Messenger RNA from Erythranthe guttata (spotted monkey flower), 1036 nucleotides. RefSeq lists its product as uncharacterized. Gene Ontology annotation, molecular function: sequence-specific DNA binding; DNA-binding transcription factor activity. Lineage: Eukaryota; Viridiplantae; Streptophyta; Magnoliopsida; Lamiales; Phrymaceae. The record is from RefSeq and is a predicted model, not a curated record. Gene Ontology annotation, biological process: regulation of DNA-templated transcription.